Molecule: messenger RNA, 1146 nt
Organism: Neoarthrinium moseri
Lineage: Eukaryota; Fungi; Ascomycota; Sordariomycetes; Amphisphaeriales; Apiosporaceae
Exons: 1
Coding region: 1-1146 (381 amino acids)
Biological process (GO): zinc ion import across plasma membrane
Cellular component (GO): plasma membrane
Molecular function (GO): low-affinity zinc ion transmembrane transporter activity
Source: RefSeq, a predicted model, not a curated record
AUGGACUUCUUACUCAGCAUCCGGCAGGAGGAUGGCAGCGCCGAUGUCCCGGCCGAGGAUACACCCUUGAGCGUGACCGUCGACUGCGACACCGGUAACGAGUAUGACGGUCGGCUUGGUCUCCGCAUCUCAUCCAUCUUUGUCAUCCUCGUGGGAGCGCUGCUGGGCGCGCUGUUGCCGGUGGUCCUCGCAAGAAGCAAACGCAUGCGCGUGCCUCCGAUCUUCUUCUUCGUCGCCAAGUACUUCGGUACCGGUGUUAUCAUCGCAACGGCGGUGAUGCACCUGCUGGUUCCUGCAUUCGAUGCGCUCUCAUCGCCCUGUCUGCAAGACCUCCCGGUCGCCGACUAUCCCUGGGCUGGCGGCAUCUGCUUCAUGACUAUCAUGGUCAUGUUUCUGAUCGAAGUGGUCAUCAGCCACUACGAUCUCUUCGGUACCGGCGGUGGAAUGGGCCAUGAUCACUCAGGGAGCGGCCAGGACCCGUCCCUGAAGCUAUUCAAGCAGGGCUCUGACGGCUCGGCUCACUCCCCAUCCCACGCCAACCACGAUGUCGAAUCCGGUACCAACCACUCCAAGGAGCAAAACUCGGCCAACACUGGCUUGCCCGGUGAGGACCACCUUGGACACCACCGAGACCACAACGAGAAUGACGCCGCGUUUGCCGCUCAGAUGACGGCACUCUUCAUCCUCGAGUUCGGCGUCAUCUUCCACUCCAUCUUCAUUGGUCUCACCCUAGCUGUCGCCGGUGAUGAGUUUACUGUGCUCUACAUCGUCCUCGUCUUCCACCAGACCUUUGAGGGUCUCGGUCUGGGUUCGCGACUGGCUGUUGCUGCUUGGCCCAAGGGUAAGGGCUACAUGCCGUACCUGCUCGCCAUCCUCUACGCGCUCAGCACUCCGAUUGCCAUCGCCGCCGGCUUGGGUGUUCGGGAAACUCUGGCUCCCAGCGGCACCACGACUCUUAUCAUCAACGGAAUCUUCGACUCUAUCAGCGCCGGAAUCCUGCUGUACACGGGUCUGGUCGAGCUGAUGGCACACGAGUUCAUGUUUUCGCCGCAGAUGCAGAGGGCCGGCCUGAAGAUGAAGCUGUCGGCUCUGGGCUGCGUGUACCUGGGAGGUGGUCUGAUGGCCCUGCUGGCCAAGUGGGCGUGA